AUGAUUCACAAAUCUCAGGUCCCCCGGUCCUGUGACCGGUGCCACGCCAUCAAGGAGCGCUGCCAAUGGAGCCCCGGCGUGUUUCAGUGUGAACGGUGCACAAGGAUCGGGCACGUGUGCGAGACUCGACGGCCGUUGAAGCGGCCCGGCCGACCGCCAUCCUGCCUCAAGACUCUCGCCAAACGAGCCCGGCCUCCUCGCCCGGGCUGUGACAGCGCCAGGAGGAUGCCGCUGGCAGACGUGAUCCCGUCGUCGUCAUCGUCGUCGUCGUCGUCGUCGUCGUCGUCGUCGUCGCCAACAGAGUCGUCGCCCGGGCCGGGGCCGGGGCUGGGCCCGGUCGCGCCGCCGCCGCCGCCGCCGCCGCCGCCUCCGCCUCCGCCUCCGGCCAGCCCUUCGCCCCGAAGCACAUUUCUGUCGCCGUUUCCCUUCCUGACCGACAGGGAGGUUUUCCUGCUGGACCGCGUCGUGCACCAGGAAGGCUUCCUCCAGAAGCUGGUCCUAGGCCCCAGCUUCUGCGCGUCGUAUCGCCAGAGGCUCGUCUUCCACCUGCUGUCCUCCCACGCCGUCGUCGCCGACGGCUACCUCGCCUACGCCCUCUCCAUGGGGGACGCCUGCGACAGAAGCGCCAGCUACCGCUACGCAGCCUCGGCCCUGGGCACGCUGCGCUCCCUCAAGGUCACGGACCAGCUCGACAGCACGGCCUGCCUGAUGCUCGGCUAUCAGCUGCUGCACUUUGUCAUGACCGUCGGGGGCCCGGAGCUGCUCCACGUGUGCAACCAGACCCUCAACCUCCUCAAGCCCCACUUCCUCUCGGCCGGCAAGAUCCUGCGCGGCGCCUACGCGGGCUUCCUGACCAGCAUCGUCCUGACCGAGGCGGCCGAGUGCCUCAUGAAGACGAGGUUGCCGACCAUCCGCAUGGACCACCCUGCCCUGCACUCCCACGUCGACGCCUGCAUGGGCCUCUGCAGCGGCCUCCUGGUGCACCUGCACACCGUGGCCGUGCUGAGCCACGCGCUCCGGCAGGCCAGGCGGCCCGCCCGGGGGGACGUCGACGACGGCCACGACGGCCACGCCGACGGCCACGACGGCUACGCCCUGUCCCGACGCCUGGACGACCUCGAGCGCCGCGUGCGCGGCUGGAAACCCGUCAUAGCGGACGACUUUUGCGACACGUACACGAGCGCCGAGGUCGUGCACAUGCUGUGCCAGGUGCAGAUCAUUCAGGCGACGCUGCUGCUCAUCAUCCACCGGCUGCGCUUCCCGUUUGGCACCGAGCGCGCCACGGCGUCGGCCCUGGCCACCACCAUCCUCGCCCACAUCGACAUGGCCUUUCGCAAGACGGGCAGGACCCCCACGUGCAGCGACCUGCCGCUCUUGGCCGCCGGCCUCGAGCUGCACAGCGACCCCGGCCGGUUCCAGGAGCUGCUGCCGUACUCGACCAUUGGCAACUGGUCGGACGUCUUUACCAGGCGAAUCUCGCGCUUCUCCGCGCUGAUCUGCAGGGCCCGGCGAAGGAUGCCCGGCGUGUACUGGUACGACUUUGGCGACAUAAUUCCCUCGUCGACGUAG
This is a messenger RNA of Ustilaginoidea virens, 1569 nucleotides long. RefSeq lists its product as uncharacterized. Lineage: Eukaryota; Fungi; Ascomycota; Sordariomycetes; Hypocreales; Clavicipitaceae. The record is from RefSeq and is a predicted model, not a curated record. The coding region runs from base 1 to 1569 and encodes 522 amino acids. Gene Ontology annotation, cellular component: nucleus. Gene Ontology annotation, molecular function: transcription cis-regulatory region binding; zinc ion binding; DNA-binding transcription factor activity, RNA polymerase II-specific. Gene Ontology annotation, biological process: positive regulation of transcription by RNA polymerase II. The transcript has a single exon.